Messenger RNA from Letharia lupina, 948 nucleotides. RefSeq lists its product as uncharacterized. Bases 1 to 948 code for a protein of 315 amino acids. Lineage: Eukaryota; Fungi; Ascomycota; Lecanoromycetes; Lecanorales; Parmeliaceae. The record is from RefSeq and is a predicted model, not a curated record. The transcript has 5 exons.
AUGAAAGGCACAUUCGUCAUUACUGGCGCCAAUUGGGGACUUGGUUCCAAUCUCGUCUCUCAAUUUCUCAGAUCCUCCUAUGCCAAAGACUACAAAGGCCUCUUCGCGGUCCGCAUUCCUGCCUCAGCGGACACCCUCAAGAAAGUUCUCGCCGGUUCAUCAAACGCAAACGAUCAUGAGAUAAUUGCCGUAGACCUUAGCACUCUUGCCAGCGUCCGCGCUGCCACCAAAGAUCUAAAUCAGCGAGUAGCGUCUGGCUCGAUUCCUCACAUUCGUGCUGUAGUCCUUAAUGCGGCUUUACAGCACAACAUGUUAUACUCGAGGCAUGAAAGCACCGAUGACGGUCUGGAGGCUAGUUUCGCUGUCAACUACCUUUCACACUUCUUGUUUACCAACCUGCUACUCCAGAGCAUGGACCCAAAGGGCCGCAUUGUCGUUGUCUCCAGCUGGACUCAUGAUCCUUCCUAUUAUGUGAACAGUGGCCACAUCACAAAUGAACAGCACAAGACAGUCAUUCCAGAGGGCGGCCCACAAGUUUUAGCGAAGCCUCCAAGCAAGGCCGCUAAGGGUGAUGAGUACAAAGCUGGCAUGAGGCGCUACGGUAUGAGCAAGACUCUGAUGGUUAUGUUCAUGUACGAACUUCAGCGUCGUCUCGCGGGCACAAAGUACUCCGACAUUUCAGUCCUUGCCGUCGAUCCGGGAGCAAUGGGAGAUAGUGGCUUGUUCAAGGAGUCGCCUGCCGCUUUACGAUUUGUGCUUCAUUGGAUGCUGGCUCCCCUUGCUGUAGUAACCACAAUACUCUCACCAAAUGGAAACUUCCGCACUCCAAAGAAAUCGGCGAAAGACCUUCUCAAUUCCAGUUUCGAAGAAGGAACCCUGGGCAAGCAUCCGAAAGCUGCUUAUCUGAAUGGGAGUGCAAAAAUGAAACCUAGUAAGGAAGCGAUAUAA